Messenger RNA from Schistocerca cancellata (South American locust), 3258 nucleotides. Its product is annotated as basic proline-rich protein-like. The transcript is spliced from 2 exons. The coding region runs from base 1 to 3258 and encodes 1085 amino acids. The record is from RefSeq and is a predicted model, not a curated record. NCBI's taxonomy places the organism in Eukaryota, Metazoa, Arthropoda, Insecta, Orthoptera, Acrididae.
AUGUACGGAGCAGGACAGCAGGCUGUUCCACGCAAGGCUGUUCCACGCAAGGCUGUUCCACCCAAGGCUGUUCCACCCAAGGCUGUUCCACCCAAGGCUGUUCCACCCAAGGCUGUUCCACCCAAGGCUGUUCCACCCAAGGCUGUUCCACCCAAGGCUGUUCCACCCAAGGCUGUUCCACCCAAGGCUGUUCCACCCAAGGCUGUUCCACCCAAGGCUGUUCCACCCAAGGCUGUUCCACCCAAGGCUGUUCCACCCAAGGCUGUUCCACCCAAGGCUGUUCCACCCAAGGCUGUUCCACCCAAGGCUGUUCCACCCAAGGCUGUUCCACCCAAGGCUGUUCCACCCAAGGCUGUUCCACCCAAGGCUGUUCCACCCAAGGCUGUUCCACCCAAGGCUGUUCCACCCAAGGCUGUUCCACCCAAGGCUGUUCCACCCAAGGCUGUUCCACCCAAGGCUGUUCCACCCAAGGCUGUUCCACCCAAGGCUGUUCCACCCAAGGCUGUUCCACCCAAGGCUGUUCCACCCAAGGCUGUUCCACCCAAGGCUGUUCCACCCAAGGCUGUUCCACCCAAGGCUGUUCCACCCAAGGCUGUUCCACCCAAGGCUGUUCCACCCAAGGCUGUUCCACCCAAGGCUGUUCCACCCAAGGCUGUUCCACCCAAGGCUGUUCCACCCAAGGCUGUUCCACCCAAGGCUGUUCCACCCAAGGCUGUUCCACCCAAGGCUGUUCCACCCAAGGCUGUUCCACCCAAGGCUGUUCCACCCAAGGCUGUUCCACCCAAGGCUGUUCCACCCAAGGCUGUUCCACCCAAGGCUGUUCCACCCAAGGCUGUUCCACCCAAGGCUGUUCCACCCAAGGCUGUUCCACCCAAGGCUGUUCCACCCAAGGCUGUUCCACCCAAGGCUGUUCCACCCAAGGCUGUUCCACCCAAGGCUGUUCCACCCAAGGCUGUUCCACACAAGGCUGUUCCACACAAGGCUGUUCCACACAAGGCUGUUCCACACAAGGCUGUUCCACACAAGGCUGUUCCACACAAGGCUGUUCCACACAAGGCUGUUCCACACAAGGCUGUUCCACACAAGGCUGUUCCACACAAGGCUGUUCCACACAAGGCUGUUCCACACAAGGCUGUUCCACACAAGGCUGUUCCACACAAGGCUGUUCCACACAAGGCUGUUCCACACAAGGCUGUUCCACACAAGGCUGUUCCACACAAGGCUGUUCCACACAAGGCUGUUCCACACAAGGCUGUUCCACACAAGGCUGUUCCACACAAGGCUGUUCCACACAAGGCUGUUCCACACAAGGCUGUUCCACACAAGGCUGUUCCACACAAGGCUGUUCCACACAAGGCUGUUCCACACAAGGCUGUUCCACACAAGGCUGUUCCACACAAGGCUGUUCCACACAAGGCUGUUCCACACAAGGCUGUUCCACACAAGGCUGUUCCACACAAGGCUGUUCCACACAAGGCUGUUCCACACAAGGCUGUUCCACACAAGGCUGUUCCACACAAGGCUGUUCCACACAAGGCUGUUCCACACAAGGCUGUUCCACACAAGGCUGUUCCACACAAGGCUGUUCCACACAAGGCUGUUCCACACAAGGCUGUUCCACACAAGGCUGUUCCACACAAGGCUGUUCCACACAAGGCUGUUCCACACAAGGCUGUUCCACACAAGGCUGUUCCACACAAGGCUGUUCCACACAAGGCUGUUCCACACAAGGCUGUUCCACACAAGGCUGUUCCACACAAGGCUGUUCCACACAAGGCUGUUCCACACAAGGCUGUUCCACACAAGGCUGUUCCACACAAGGCUGUUCCACACAAGGCUGUUCCACACAAGGCUGUUCCACACAAGGCUGUUCCACACAAGGCUGUUCCACACAAGGCUGUUCCACACAAGGCUGUUCCACACAAGGCUGUUCCACACAAGGCUGUUCCACACAAGGCUGUUCCACACAAGGCUGUUCCACACAAGGCUGUUCCACACAAGGCUGUUCCACACAAGGCUGUUCCACACAAGGCUGUUCCACACAAGGCUGUUCCACACAAGGCUGUUCCACACAAGGCUGUUCCACACAAGGCUGUUCCACACAAGGCUGUUCCACACAAGGCUGUUCCACACAAGGCUGUUCCACACAAGGCUGUUCCACACAAGGCUGUUCCACACAAGGCUGUUCCACACAAGGCUGUUCCACACAAGGCUGUUCCACACAAGGCUGUUCCACACAAGGCUGUUCCACACAAGGCUGUUCCACACAAGGCUGUUCCACACAAGGCUGUUCCACACAAGGCUGUUCCACACAAGGCUGUUCCACACAAGGCUGUUCCACACAAGGCUGUUCCACACAAGGCUGUUCCACACAAGGCUGUUCCACACAAGGCUGUUCCACACAAGGCUGUUCCACACAAGGCUGUUCCACACAAGGCUGUUCCACACAAGGCUGUUCCACACAAGGCUGUUCCACACAAGGCUGUUCCACACAAGGCUGUUCCACACAAGGCUGUUCCACACAAGGCUGUUCCACACAAGGCUGUUCCACACAAGGCUGUUCCACACAAGGCUGUUCCACACAAGGCUGUUCCACACAAGGCUGUUCCACACAAGGCUGUUCCACACAAGGCUGUUCCACACAAGGCUGUUCCACACAAGGCUGUUCCACACAAGGCUGUUCCACACAAGGCUGUUCCACACAAGGCUGUUCCACACAAGGCUGUUCCACACAAGGCUGUUCCACACAAGGCUGUUCCACACAAGGCUGUUCCACACAAGGCUGUUCCACACAAGGCUGUUCCACACAAGGCUGUUCCACACAAGGCUGUUCCACACAAGGCUGUUCCACACAAGGCUGUUCCACACAAGGCUGUUCCACACAAGGCUGUUCCACACAAGGCUGUUCCACACAAGGCUGUUCCACACAAGGCUGUUCCACACAAGGCUGUUCCACACAAGGCUGUUCCACACAAGGCUGUUCCACACAAGGCUGUUCCACACAAGGCUGUUCCACACAAGGCUGUUCCACACAAGGCUGUUCCACACAAGGCUGUUCCACACAAGGCUGUUCCACACAAGGCUGUUCCACACAAGGCUGUUCCACACAAGGCUGUUCCACACAAGGCUGUUCCACACAAGGCUGUUCCACACAAGGCUGUUCCACACAAGGCUGUUCCACACAAGGCUGUUCCACACAAGGCUGUUCCACACAAGGCUGUUCCACACAAGGCUGUUCCUGGCUCGAGCAAACUAUGA